Messenger RNA from Sordaria macrospora k-hell, 618 nucleotides. RefSeq lists its product as uncharacterized. Gene Ontology annotation, cellular component: mitochondrion. The record is from RefSeq and is a predicted model, not a curated record. Lineage: Eukaryota; Fungi; Ascomycota; Sordariomycetes; Sordariales; Sordariaceae. Gene Ontology annotation, molecular function: ferrous iron binding; ferric iron binding; ferroxidase activity. Gene Ontology annotation, biological process: intracellular iron ion homeostasis; iron incorporation into metallo-sulfur cluster.
AUGCCGCGCACAAUCGUCACCAAGGUUGCGCGCGCAACUUCGCGCUCUCUCCAAAUCUCCCGCGCCACCCGCAUCACUUCCACCCCCUUCGCCGCGGCUUCAUUACUCCCCAGAGCCACUGUCCCCCGUUUCUUCUCAACCGCCGGCCCCAAUGGCAACAUGAUCACUCCCGACAAUCAGCCCGUCCAGCCCAAGAAAGAUGCCAGUCCUAGUGUUGUCCGCGCCGCCACCGAGUUGACGGAUGACCAGUACCACAAGCUCGCCGAUGAGUACAUGGACAGACUGGUCACCCACCUCGAAGAGCUUCAGGACGAGCGGGAAGACAUUGACGUUGAGUACUCGGCCGGCGUGCUCACCGUCUCGUUCGACGACGGCAUCGGCACCUACGUCAUCAACAAGCAACCGCCCAACAAGCAGAUCUGGCUGUCUUCGCCCAAAUCCGGUCCCAAGCGCUACGACUAUGUGACGUUAGGCGACAGCCAGAACGACAAGGAGGGUACCGCCAAGGGCGAGUGGGUGUAUCUGCGAGACAACUCGACCAUCAACCAACUCUUCCGUGAUGAGCUACAGAUCGAUCUUAGCAUGCCGGUCGGCCAUUACGGUGAAGAGGAGGCUUAG